Molecule: messenger RNA, 1075 nt
Organism: Musa acuminata AAA Group (dessert banana)
Lineage: Eukaryota; Viridiplantae; Streptophyta; Magnoliopsida; Zingiberales; Musaceae
Product: ethylene-responsive transcription factor ERF027-like
Exons: 1
Coding region: 301-993 (230 amino acids)
Biological process (GO): regulation of DNA-templated transcription
Molecular function (GO): DNA binding; DNA-binding transcription factor activity
Source: RefSeq, a predicted model, not a curated record
AACAAGGCGUAUAUACAUCCCGAAGCUGACUCUCCUUUCACCAUUAACGCUCCCUUACACGCUAACACUUCACCUUCUUUCUUUCCCCAAACACCUUGAGUACUUUGGUCAGAUAUAUUAUUCCCCUCUCCCAUUUCCGCUUCACUACACACAACAAACAGCUACUGUACAAUCUGAUCAUGUGAACCACCGUAGCUUUCUACCUUUGCUUGUCGCCUACACUGUGCAACCCUGUUUUAGUAUUAUUGUAGCUGUUCGUUCUUUCUUUGAUCCCUUUCUACCUUUCCUCGAAGCAGGUGCAUGGCUGACCGAGCUUCGGACAUGCACCGCCAUCCCCACGUGGGCAGCCGGCCGCCCCCACCCGAGCAGCAGCGGCCGCUUCCGCGUGAGCAGGGAGGCAAUGCGGCGCAGCUCGAGGGGCAGCGGAGUGACCCGCGGAUGAGGAUGGAGCGGUCUGCUCCCCGGAAGCACCCCAGCUACCGCGGCAUCCGGUACCGGAGCGGGAAGUGGGUGUCGGAGAUCCGCGAGCCGCGCAAGGCCAGCCGCAUCUGGCUGGGCACGUACCCCACCGCCGAGAUGGCUGCCGUGGCCUACGACGUGGCCGCUUACGCGCUCCGGGGCCGGGACGCCGUGCUGAACUUCCCCGAAGAGAUCGCAUCUCGUCCCGUGCCGGCCUCGGCCUCCCCCGCCCAUAUCCGCAUGGCGGCGGCCGAGGCAGCCGCUUCGCUGAUGCCGAGGACGGGAGCGGGCGACGGCAGUACGGCCGCUUCGCAUCAUCAUCAUCAUCAGCAGCAGCAGCAGGUCGGAAGCCACAGCGGGUCAUCUCCGGGCACGGAGGGGCAAUAUGUAGAUGAGGAGGAGAUAUUCGACAUGCCCCAGUUGUUGGUGAACAUGGCGGAGGGGAUGCUGAUGAGCCCACCAAGGCUGAGCCCGCAUGGCUCCGAGGACUCGCCGGAGGCCUCGGAGGGGGAGAGCUUGUGGAGUUAUCCUUAGAGAUAUGGUGCAGGAGCUUAGCAAGCGGUAGAAUAAAAGAGACGAUCGCAGUACUGUUGUCAUCUACAUUCAUAUAUAUUGC